Molecule: messenger RNA, 639 nt
Organism: Homarus americanus (American lobster)
Lineage: Eukaryota; Metazoa; Arthropoda; Malacostraca; Decapoda; Nephropidae
Exons: 1
Coding region: 1-639 (212 amino acids)
Source: RefSeq, a predicted model, not a curated record
AUGUUGAACUAUUGUAUUGUGAACUGCUGCCCCUGCCUUUGUUCUACGUCCAGGGUCCAGGGUCCAGGGUCUAGUGUCCAGGGUCCAGGGUCUAGUGUCCAGGGUCCAAGGUCUAGUGUCCAGGGUUCAUGGUCUAGUGUCCAAGGUCCAGGGUCUAGUGUCCAAGGUCCAGGGUCUAGUGUCCAGGGUCCAGGGUCUAGUGUCCAGGGUCCAGGGUCUAGUGUCCAGGGUUCAGGGUCUAGUGUCCAGGGUUCAUGGUCUAGUGUCCAGGGUUCAUGGUCUAGUGUCCAGGGUUCAUGGUCUAGUGUCCAGGGUUCAUGGUCUAGUGUCCAGGGUUCAUGGUCUAGUGUCCAGGGUUCAUGGUCUAGUGUCCAGGGUUCAUGGUCUAGUGUCCAGGGUUCAUGGUCUAGUGUCCAGGGUUCAUGGUCUAGUGUCCAAGGUCCAGGGUCUAGUGUCCAAGGUCCAGGGUCUGGUGUCCAGGGUUCAUGGUCUAGUGUCCAGGGUUCAGGGUCUAGUGUUCAAGGUCCAGGGUCUAGUGUUCAAGGUCCAGGGUCUAGUGUCCAGGGUCCAGAGUUCAUGGUCUACUAUCUUAACAAUGCUGGGAAAUAUUAUUGGUAUUGGAACUCUCUUAUUUUUUAA